Mytilus trossulus (common blue mussel) is the source of this 887-nucleotide messenger RNA. RefSeq lists its product as uncharacterized. Lineage: Eukaryota; Metazoa; Mollusca; Bivalvia; Mytilida; Mytilidae. The transcript is spliced from 7 exons. The coding region runs from base 76 to 780 and encodes 234 amino acids. The record is from RefSeq and is a predicted model, not a curated record.
CAUAAAGACAUUCGACGCCUUAACAUAACUAUAGGAUAAUUGUUCAAAUUAAUAAGUAUUGACAGAUUGUAAAAAAUGAUUCGCUUAAUAAUUUUGACUCUUGGUAGUAUUCUAGUUAUAAGUGAGGCAUUGACGAACUUAGAUGAUGGGAGCUUACAAAAACUAGAUGUUGAAGUAAGACGAAAUAUUCUGCCAAUGAUUGCCACAAAAAUAAACCAGACAAUAGCUCACGAAAAGGCACUGGCAAAGGACUGUGAGAAUAAAAUAAAUGCUGCUGUACAGAGUUGUAAAUCCUGCCAAAGUAAUAUUUGCCAACCAACUGUUGUUGAUGAAAUAAAGCAUGUUGCUGAAAAUGUAGGACACUCUGUAGGAAGUGCUAUAAAACACAUCUUUGGAAAGCGUUCAAUUGCAGCUCUGACGAAGAGGUGUUCACAGUCAUGUCCCAUAUGUGACACGCUCGACAUCAAUAAACAUUCAAAGGAACAAACACUUAUUGCAGUUUGUGGAGCCUCCACAAUUUCAGCGCAGAAGAAUGAUAUCAACACAAUCAAAAGACUACGAGAAAGAUUUGAUGUAAUUCUUCACAACCAUCUUAUAACUCGAGUUGAGUACGAUACAACAUCUAUCAGAACUGAUGGUGGUGUGUCAUUUACAUUAAACUUUGUUACCUACAUGAUACAAGGACAUAACAACCGGUUCCAAUCUAGUACAGAAUUAAAGAUUACAGAUAUACCAACAACAGCUAAAAGCAUUGCUCGUCAAAUCUUCCCUAAAAUCUGAAGAGAAAUCUGGACAGUAAACAGCAAAAAUAAACAAAUAUAGAGAAAAAAUUAGUUAUACCUUUUGUUAUUUACAACCAACGAAGUCGAUGGGGAAUUCGAUUCAAC